Phaedon cochleariae (mustard beetle) is the source of this 834-nucleotide messenger RNA. The record is from the annotation of a GenBank genome assembly. Lineage: Eukaryota; Metazoa; Arthropoda; Insecta; Coleoptera; Chrysomelidae.
GUUUUUUCGAAUAGUGUCAGUGAACGUUGCAUACGGGGUAGGUUGAAGCAUGUAUAAAAGAUCUGUUGGCAUGGUGGGUAGAUCAGUUCUGUUUGAUUGUAGUUGCAGUUCUUUCAUAGAGUGCAAUAUGUUGGCAAAGGUUAUUGCUAUCGCUACUUUUGUAGCUUCGACACAAGCAGGCCUCUUAGGUGCUCCUAUAUCGGCCCACAGUCUAACGUUGGGCCCAACUUAUGCCGCUCCUGCAUAUGCUGCUCCUGCAUAUGCUGCUCCUGCAUAUGCCACCCAUGCUUAUGCUGCUCCUGCAUAUGCCACCCAUGCUUAUGCUGCUCCUGCAUAUGCCACCCAUGCUUAUGCUGCUCCAGCAUAUGCUGCUCCUGCCAUUCUGAAGGCUCCAAUAGCUGCCCCAGCCAUUGUUAAAACUGCCCCUUCUGUAGACUAUGUGGCCUACCCCAAAUACCAGUUCACCUACGGCGUGCAAGACGGCCACACCGGCGACCAGAAGACCCAAAGCGAGUCCAGGGACGGCGACGUCGUCAAAGGGCAGUACUCCCUGGUGGAACCCGACGGUACCGUGAGAACCGUCCAGUACACCGCCGACGACCACAACGGGUUCAACGCGGUGGUCACCAGGUCGGGGCACGCUGCCCACCCCGCCACGCCCGUCAUCGCGCAGAAAGUCAUCGCUGCGCCAGUUGUGGCGCAGAAGGUUAUCGCUGCGCCGCAUUACGCGCAGGUGGCCGUGCCGCAGUAUGCGCAGGUGGCUGCUCCGCAGUAUGCGGCUUCUUUGGGAUUAGGUCAUGAUCUUGGAUUGGGAUACCUCAAAGGCUAAACUUC